This is a messenger RNA of Rattus norvegicus (Norway rat), 10269 nucleotides long. Lineage: Eukaryota; Metazoa; Chordata; Mammalia; Rodentia; Muridae. The record is from RefSeq and is a predicted model, not a curated record.
UAAAGAACAUAAUCUCAUGUCCUCGGUUUUGUAGAUGAGAGACUUCAUGUUUCUUCACAGCUAAGCUUUAUGGUUGAGUUGACUUGGAAGGAUAUAGUUUGUUAGUUUAACAACCCAUGGGUGGAAUUAAAAAAUGUGUGCCAGGCACAGUGGUACCUGCUUUUAAUCUCAACUCUCAGGAGGCAACGGUAGGACUAUCUCUGAGGGUCAGCCUGCUCUACAGUUUUAGGAGAGAGAGAGAGAGAGAGAGAGAGAGAGAGAGAGAGAGAGAGACCGUGUCUAAAAAUAAAUAAAUCUGCAAGUGUCUUGAAGAUAUCUGAUCAAAAUAAUAUUCUAGAAGGAACCCUACUGUGAUCAAGAAUACUUAAUGCCUUAAAAAUGUGUACCCUCGAUAAAAACAACAAUUAAACAGUAACAAUGUAAAAUGAGGAAAAGGGCAUCAGAAAAAGCUAAAAUUACACAUCAGGCAAUAGGGAAAAGAUGAUCUCAAUAAUAGACAUUGAAGCUAAGCAGAAAGUCCUGAAUAGGACAGAAACUCCCUUUUUAAUAAACAGUGAAGGAAAGAGGGUAGAAAAUGGAGCUGUAGCAAAGAGACGCAAACUGAUAAAUUUUAAGUAUACUGCUUGAAGAGUUGAAGGAUGGCCUACUUUAGUAAGAAUUUGAAUUAUCAAUAACUGUUGAAUUUGGGAUAGAUGUGAACAGAUCACGGAACAGAAACUGUCUUCUAAAAGUUGAACAUGGCGUUGUUUUUUGAAGCUAUAACAAGCUAUCAAUAUCAAUGUAAACAGUGUAUCUCCUCAAUCAGAAUCGGCCUCUGUGGAAAGAAAAGGACUCUAUUUUCAUUAUAGGGCGCACAACUCCUAUAUUGAAUUCCCUGCCAUUCACUGUUGAUAAUGCUCCCCAUUGUACCUUUGCCCCUUCAAUCCACCCUCACUCUCCCUUGCCCCCCCCAGCAACCCUUCCCUCCUGACAACCCAUUUCUGGUUCUCAUGUUAUACGCACUAUGUUCUGCAUGAGGGUUGCAGUGUUUGAUUUUUUUUCUCAUUACCUCUCCCUUUCAAACAAAAUCCUUCUUCCUUCCACUCAGUCCACACACACACACACACUCACACACAUACACUCACACACAUACUCUCUCUCUCUCUCUCUCUCUCUCUCUCACACACACACACACACACACACACACACACACACACACACCCCUACCUAUAUUUGUAUCUUUUCUACAUGUGGAGAGAGAUAGAUUUUAAAAUCUAUAUCAAUGUAUGAGAGUAAUGUGGGACAUUUGUCUUUCUGAGUCUGAUUUAUUUCCCUUUAAUUUCUUUCAGAUAAUUUUCACUGAUUGGACUAGUGCAUCUGACUCUCCUGGCUGGUUCAUUCUCUCUCUCUCUCUCUCUCUCUCUCUCUCUCUCUCUCUCUCUCUCUCUCUCUGGUUAGGUUGGGUCGAAAGGUCCCUGAUAGGAACACCUCCUUUACGACUGUAUCUCCAAUCCCCCAAAGUGCCUCAGCUUCUGAGUUGCACUAUAUUUAAAAACGUUUUUAAUUAAAAGCAGACCAACGUCUAUUAAGCAUCUCCAUUUAUCAAGAACUUGACACUUAGUUUUAUUUUCUACGUCAGAUAAAUUACAUUUUAACCCCAUUUCAGAGGGGGAGGAAACCUAAGCUAAGAAGUAAAGAGUAAAUGUCUUGUAUGACAUAAAUAGUGACAGCCGUUGUAGAAAUUCAGCCUUACAUCUGUGUGACUCCAAAGUCCGUGACCUUUAAAUUACGACACACUGCUUCAUUGAACCUAGCCCCUGUGCUUUUUUCCCUCAUUCAGAAUGAUAAGAUUUUUCAGAUAGUGACUAGACAGAAUUUCAAAAGCCAUCUCCCUACUUAUGGCAAAAUAUUGUGAUUAUUAGAAUCAUAGGGACUUUAUAGAGAUUGGGAAUUCUGCGCAUAUCAGACACCAGCCAGAGUAGACCAAAAUUUAGUUGGCAAGCAUCUAGUUGAAAACAAAAUUUGAGGUGCUACGCUUUUGUUGUGUGGCCCUACUUUAGGACCACAGUUGAUCAGAGAGGUCAUCUGUAGACUGCCUGGAAGAUCAUCAUUUGAACAACACUGACAGAACGAAGGCAUUCAGAAGUGUGUACAUGUGCGCAUGUGUGCAAUUCCCAUUCUCUUUUAGGAAUUUAACCCAAGGAACCCAGGGGGAAACCAUGGAAGCAGACUGGAAAGAGACACAGAGAGUUCCAGUAAUUUUUGCCAGUUGUGAAACUUAUGUGCAAAGACUUGCUGAUAUCAAGGGCUACCAUUGCCUAUCAGAUGAAGGUCAAAUGCUCAGAGUGGAACACAGGGUUUGGAAUUACUUCCACUGCAGAAUCCCUUUCAUUUUGGUUUCAAUAUACCCCUAGGAUAGAUUAGAGCCCUUUCAUCUUCCUAUCACUAUAGUUCAAAUAUAAAAAGAACUCAGUGACUCAGGACCAGGCACAGUAGUGUACUACUUUAGUCCUAGCGCCCAGGAGGCAGAGGCAGGUGGAUCUCUGUGAGUCUGGGCACAACCUAGUGUACAUACUGUGUUCUAGGCUGGUCAGGGCUACAUAGUGACCCUGUCCAAACAAACAAGCACAGAACAGUGGUUCCCCAUUGAGACAAAACUAAAGGUAGGUAAAACGCUAGCAAUUCCACUUAUCUUUUAAUUAUCAUUUCAGUGGGUGUACAAAAAUAAUGUAAUUCCUCACGCUAGCAUACAUAAUCAUACGUAGUCGUUGUACUUUUGCUGGAGACUGGAGUAUGUGAGUGCAUCCUAAGAAGUCAGCCUCUGUGUUUCCAGGGGGCUCAGAGUGAGUUUACGGACGGUUAAAAGUCGGUUCAGUUAGCAGCAGCUCACCUCCAGCUUCAGUUUGUUCUUGCUGGAGAACUGAUGGGUUGAGUGGUUUGCUGUACGCCUUUUCUCACGCAAGUCUUCCCUAUUGAUGGUUGGACUCUAUUUCGAAAACCCAGGUGAUACCAUGAUCUUUCUGCAUGUGAGUAUCUUUGGCUGAGUAUUUAUUAGUACUACAUGAUACCACCACUGGGUCUACUUCAUUUUAAGCAUUUAUUUUCCCCAUCUAAAACCUGGGCUUGAGUGACUCUAUAUCUUCUUAUUUUAAUUACUUGCCUAGCCUGUAUUUCAUAACUAAAUUGACAUUGUUUUGAGGAGACAGCAUCUCACUAUGUAGCUUGCUUUAGCUGUCCAGACACUCACUAUAUGAAUUUAGCCUUGAACUCACAGAAAUCCACCUGUCUCUGCCUCCCAAGAGCUGGGACUAAAGUCAUGCAACAUCGUGGCUGGCCAAUUUCAUUCUUAUGUUGAGUUUCCAUUGAGUCUUAACUCAAUGGCAAAUGAUCUAAAAUAAACUCCCAACUUAUUAAUUUACAAAUACUCAUUGAUCAGAUUGUUAUGAAAUAUAAAUGCAGCAGUGGGAGUAAAGGGGUACCUGGCAGGCCCGUGCCAAGGUAUCCCCCUGAAAAAAAUCACACCACGUGACAGACCUGAUGAAGUUUAUUGUGGAGGAAGGGGAGGGAGUGGGAACCUGGGAAAGGAGUAGAGGCAGAGAAAGGGACAGAGAAGGAGAGAGAGUGAGGCUGGCCUGGGACCCAUGGGAACAGAGAAAGAGAGUGAAAGAAGGGGGCUAGGACAGGGAGCGGCCCUCUUCAUAAGCUGCUGUACCUGGGUCACACCUGGAGGGAAUGAUGUAAGCUGUUGCUAGGCAGCUGUUGGGAGGUACCUAGUUGUCUGUAUGUGAAUAUACAUUGAAAAGUAUAGUUACUAAAAAUAGCGGCUGGAGAGACGGCUCAGCAGUUAAGAGCAUUGACUGCUCUUCCAGAGGACCUAGAUUUGACUCCCAGCACCCAAGUGUCAGCUCCUUAUCACCUGUAACUUCAGUCCUGAGGGCUCUGGUGCCUUCUUCUGGCUUCCAAGGGCACAGACAGACAUACAGGCAAAAUACCACACACAUUUUUUUUUUAAAUUAAAAAGGUAACAUUUAUUGGUUCCAAGUGCCAUAUACUGUCCUAUGGACUUUGUGAUCAAUAUUUUCCUCAAUGUCAUCUCCAAACUAUAGAUUAGACAGUAUUAAUACCAUUUUACAUACAUUAGAAUCAAGAUGUGGGAGAAUUUAACUUUCCAAGUUACAAGAUAUGAUGAAGCUGGGUGGUAACACAAUGGGAUUUUACUUAGAGUAGUCAUAAUUUUUUAAAACAUUGCACCACCGCCUGGCUUAGUUACUAUUCUGUUGCUGAGAUAAAACACCAUGACUGACAAUGUAUAGACAAAAAAAAAAAAAAGGACAAAAAAUGUAUACACAAAAAAAGUGUAAUUUGGCUUACACUUUCAGUCCAUGUUAUCGGAGCAGAGGUAGCAGGUAGCCCCAGCUGAGAGCUCACAUCUCGGAAACCAGGAACCCUAAACAGGAAAACCAAAGACAGCACACUAGAAAGGGUUCAUGGCUUUUGCAACCUCAAACCUCAAAACCCACCCCCAGUGACAUACUUCUCUCAGCAAGACCACAUCUCCUCGGCCUACCCAAAUAAUGUCACCAACUGGGAAUUAAGCAUUUAGGUAUCCAAGAAUAUGGGAAAAUAUCUCAAUUCGAAACACCACGCUGCCUUUAAGUGCAUAGGACUUCCUGCGUAGGAAUAGAAAGACAGCACAGAUCAUGGAAAACAAUGCAAUUUUAGAAGGAAACAAAUAUCUGCAUAUCACCUGAGCACAGGAAAAGAUGAUAAACAUUGUUAGUCAUCUGGGAAACAUGAAUAAAAGCCACAAUGAUCUACUCAUGCCCACCGAGAAAAGGUAAAAUAGCAACCAGUGCUGUGCAUGUGUGAACAAUGGGCUCACAGGCUAUGAUCUGUCACACAGGCUGACGGUGGAAAUGAAAAAUGGAUUAGUCACUUUGGAAACCCACCAGGACAGUCUGAAAAGGCUUAAGACAGGAGUUACAUGACCUAGCAGUCCCAGUCUCAGGAAUAUACCAAAGAGAACAUACAAAAGGAAAGACAUCCCAAGCAUGCACACAUGAACGUUUAUAAUAGCAAUAUUCAUGGCAAUGGAAAACUGGAAUCAACCCCCAAUCCAGAAAUGGAUAGAGGAUUGAUCAAAUGUGAUCCACCCAUACAGUGAGUGGAAUACUGUUGAGCAAAGAGAAGUUAAUACUUGUUACUCUCGAAGACAUUAUGCUAAUCUAUCUGUGAAAGAAGUCAGUCAUACAUGAGCACAAAGGGUAUGUAUGAUCCUUCGUGACUCCCAGCUGGAGGCUACCUGCAGUUCUUGUCACCAUGUUAUCUGCCCUGCUACAAAGAGUGCUAACAGAUAGACGGGCUUACUCUCAUCCUGGACUAUUCUGAGGGUCAGGCUGCAGUCGACCCAGUUAAGACGGGAUAAUAGUAAUUCAGGGGUUUGUGGAUGGGAGAGAGAGAGACAGAUGCCUUAAUAAAGAACUUUCCAUUACUGAAUGUGAGUCUGUGUGUUAACGGAUGAGGCUUCAGUAGGACACGAUCUGUACUUACUGACGAGGAGGAGACUAAGGGAGAAGUCUCCUUUGCUCACUCCUUUCUGGAUGGUCAUUCUCGUACCACAGGAUGUGUGGAACAUUCGUCACUCUUAUUUUCCCACUUAUAGUCCUGGCUAUAAUGUAAUAGAAAAUCUCACUAAUCCAGGAACCUGUAAUGAAAGUACGAGAGUUGAAGCCCCACAACCCGGAAAUAACCAGUGCUAGUAUCGUGAUGACAUAUUUUCCUUCUUCCAUGAGCACACAGUUUCCCCUCACAAGGCUGACAUCAUACACCAUGUGCAUUUAAACCUUUGUACUUUGUUUAUUUUCCACCCAAAUUAUACAGCAAAUAUUUCUCACGUACUACUUUAUUAGACUUCAAAAUUUUGACUUAAAAAAUGAGUUUAGAACAAGUGGCCAGCAGGGGUUUACAGUUUUCUUUUUAGUUCUCAUCACGACCCCUGGAAAGACUUUAAAGCUAACAACUACAGCUGUAGAAAUACUGUCUUCUCACAGUUCCUUACUGAACAUCUGUGGCAACAGAUUGGUAAUAGCCGUGCCUCCCAGCCCUCUCCCUGAGGACUGCAACACAACUAUCCCUUUGAAGACCUGCUGGUCCCGCCUCACUUGCUUCUUACCUGGCUGAUCAGAGAAACCAGCUGGCAUACAGAAUGGCUUUCUUUUUGGUGUGGGUUAGCCUACUUCUACUUCUUCAUGGUGCAGUGUCAACAGAAGAGGUUCGGGUCCACCCGUUCACUGACGUGAUUCUUGACUGCGAGUUCUCCUUCAUAGACGGCACAGAGAACCUUGAGUUUUACUGGGAAAGAGAAGAUAUCAUAGAAGAGUAUGACGUGGAAGACCGGGAAUUCUAUCGAUUUUUCAGGUACUACGACUUCUUUCAAGUUUUCACCAAGGUGGUCUACCAGUUUUACAACAAUGAAGAGCAACUGGAAGACCAAAACGCCUUAUACGAAGGAAGAGUCUCUGUGGACCACAGUGAAAUCUCAGAGGGUGUCCUGUCCCUUCUACUGCAAAACGUGGAUUUCUUGGACGAAGCCUUGUACAAGUGCAGCGCUGUCACCCCCAAUGGGAGAGGAGAGAGUACCGUCAAGCUAAUAGUGGAAGAUUCUGAAAUGCCCCAGGUGAGGUUUGACAAGAUGGAUGAUGAAGACGUGGUUACAUGCACAUCCAAAGGCUGGUAUCUUACACCCAAUGUGACCUGGUUGGACCGGGGAGAGAGGGACCUGAGUAACCACAGUACGGUAGAGAUCCUGGAGGAGCAGAUGAACGGCUUGUACAGAGUAUACUCUGUCCUCAGAUAUCCAGUCAAGUUAAAUGAAAAAUACGUCUGCCACAUCACAGAGACGAACGAAAACAACCGGCCAAUCAGAUCCAUCCGGCGGUACCCGAGUAAGUGCUGGUCUGAGGGGAAGGAGGGAAAGGGCGGCGUCUCACCACGUGGAAGCCACUCCCCACCCCCAUUAAUAUUUACUGAACACUAAGUGCAGCAGGCACUUCUGAGCACUUUGGAGAUUUAAAGAACCCCCCCCCCCAACAUGAGUUUGUAGCCUGGGGUCAGACGGUAGCGAGAUGGAGUCCCGAUGGGUUAGAAAAGGGACUUGCUCCGGGGAAUAACAGCUGUUGGCCAGACAGAGGUGGCCGUUACUCCUGAUGAGGCUUCUGUUCCUCUGCUAAACACAAGAGCUUUCUGAGUAGUCAUAGCCGCCAUUUAUUGGCCACUAACCGCGUGGCUGGAACCUUACAUAUGUGUGUGUACAUGUGUCUGUGUGUGCACGUGUGUUCUGUGCAUGCAUAUGCAUAUAUGUAUGUGUGUAAGCAUGGCCAAAGAGACCGGUGCUGCUAUUCUUCCUCAGUUGCUCUCCACUUUAUUUAUUUUUUUUUCAAGACAGGGCUUCUCUGUGUAGCCUUGGCUGUCCUGGAACUCACUUUGUAGACCAGGCUGGCCUGGAACUCGAAGAUCCUCCUACCUCUGACUCCCGAGUGCUGGGAUUAAAGGUUUGUACACCGUGGCCCUCUCUCUAUUUUUGAGAUAGGAUUUCUCACUGAAUCUGAAGCUCAUCUGUUCGGAUACCGUCACUGGGCAGCAAGCUCCAGGAAUCUGCCUGACGCCCCAGGGCUGGGAUUACAGAUGGCCGCUGCUGCACCCAAGUUUCGUUUGGAUGCUAGAAACCCAUACUCAGAGCUUCAUGCUCCCUCAGCCAUCUCCCCAGCCCACAUAGGUUAAUUCUGUAACUUAACCCAGCAAGAUAAUUCCCUUUACUGUCCCUUUCUAUUCGAAGAAAUUAGGACUUUAAAUAUUUUGACCAAACUCUUGACUAAAGAACACAAAAUUUGAAUCUCAGGUAACCAAGAUGUCGAAUAUUAUAUAUCUGAGAUUUGCUAGUAUUAGUUAUUAAAUCUAACUGGACGUCCUAUAUUUUAUCUGAUAAAUUAUAGUAGGGGAAACACUUAGAAGACAAGGAAAAGCUGAAGCUCGGGAAUGAUAGGGUUGGAGAAUUCACAUCUCUGCAAGAAGAAAAAGGACACCUGGUGAGACUCUGCCCAGCAAAGUUGGCAGGGUAAUAAUUCCUCAGGCCAGCAGCAGGGCCAUGACAGGGAACUCCAGGACAGGUCAGUUCUUGGGUCCCAUUGUGACCUGUGGUAAGUCUUGGGGGAGCCUAGUACUGAGUUUUGAUAUGGCCUCCACCUGCUUCUAACCUACACUCAAGUUUGGUGUAUGAUGUAGACCUUUGUGUGUGGUAAAGAGACCCAGAGCGCCUCUGUCUUCUCUGUGUGGGGAUAGAGUCUCCUCCGGGUGAGGGUGGCAGAGCUCCCAUCUUUUCCUAGUCUGACAAAACAGGAUGAGCCAGAGAGACUCAGUCCAUUCACAUUUCCCAUGUGAGCUGGGGAAAUUUAAAGGGAAAAAGAGGAGCUCACUUAUCUGCCAGACUUCUAAGUCUUUCCUACACAUUUAGGAGAGCUUGUUGUCUGUGAAUGUUACAGUGGGCCUCAGACUCUCUUCUGAGAACACCAGGAUACAUGAUUAAUGAGUUGACUUCAAAAAUACUGCUGUUUUUCCUUAGUCCCCUUAAAUUUCAAUACCCAUAGAAAUUCCUAAAAGGCCAUCUUCUCAUUGAUUUACUUAUACAGGGCCUCUGAAAUCUGGUGUCUGCCUGUUUUCCCAGCUCUGCAGCUAUAGGUUCUCUUCACACAGCCAUGGCUGGUUGUUCUGGGUUUACAAUUCCUGUGGCUUUUGGACUGUUUUUCUUAUAGUGCCAUCCCUUUGUGCAGUCUCUGCUGCUCUUGGAAUACCUUUCUUUUCUUGAUCUGUGCCACAAGCUCCUGACCGGUUCCCAAGACUUGUCUCAAGACUGAAGCACUUCUCUCAGGGUCAUUUCUAUUUGUUCAAUAUUUUGUUCCUUUGCGCAUCAAAUAUUUGUUGAGCUCCAUCCCUGCGCCAUAUCCUUCUAGGCACACACCAGUGAAUAAUGGAUUCUUAAACUCCUGAAACUUUCAUAAUGUUAGUGGGAAAGAAACACACAGUAAUGAGCUCAUGAUGGUGUCGUAUGUCACCAAAUGAGCCCACUUACAUGUAACUCAAUACCAGGAAGAAUCAUCUAUGCUGUGUGAAGGAAGUCAGAAUAGAGGUAACCCUGGGAGUGGGGGUCCAAAGGGACCAGGAGAACAUGAAGAGAUUUCUAGGGUGCUGGCAAUAGUCCACUCAUUGGUGUGGGUGCCGGUUAUAUGGUCGUAUGGCUUGCUGAUGGUGUAAUCUAAGUAGUAAGCAUGCAGUGGGUGAGUAAGAUAAGACGCAGGCACAGAGCUUAGAAGAGAGGAGCUUAGAAGGCUAGAGUGGAUGGAGCAGAUGGGAUAGGCACUGACCCCAAGAAUUGAGACAUGGAAGGCUUGCAAGAGUAGCAGCUAAGCCCAAGAACCAUGAGGAAUGAGGAGAGCAACAGAAGGGUUGUAACAUAAGCUAGACGUUUGCAGAGAGACAGGAAGGGGAGCAGUCCAGUCUGCAAUCUUUCCUUGUCUGAGAUCAUUUCCCGCACAGCAUCCUGGAAUGUGAUGUGAAUGGCUGACCUAUGACACCAACUUCCUCACCAUCUGUCCCAGCCCCACACACCUAGCAGUCAAGGGGCGGGGGGCUACCCUGAGUCUCAGGGCCUAUGACACUGGUUUCUCCUUUUAUCUGAGUGUUAACAGGAAAUAGUUUUUUUAACCUUCCUGUUUCCUUUUAUUUUUCUCCAAUUGCUCUCCAAAAAUAUUUGUUGAGUAAAUGAAUGAAUGAAUUAGUAAAUCAAAAUUUUAUCUUACAAGUGGACAGCAGUUAAGAAAAUACUCUUAAGAGUAUUUUUAGAGCCCGCUUAGAGAGCUACCAUUCUCAGAUGAAACAAAGGAUUCUUUGCUCACACUUUUACCUUCUCGUGUGGCUUUAAGAAGGCAUUGCUGCCGACCUGCUUCUAAUACAAAACUAACUAACAUCUAUGUUUUCUUUCUUUCUCUCCCCUCCCCUUUUCAGAGAAAAGGUUCAAUGACUAUAACUACUAUUAAAAGAUUUGAAUGGGGGCUGAAAGAUGGCUCAGCAGUUAAGAGCACUGACAGCUCUUCUAGAGGUCCUGAGUUUUGUUCCCAGCAACCACUUGGUGACUCAGAAUCAUCUGUAAUGGGAUCUGAUGAGCUCUUCCAGUGUGUCUGAAGACAGCUACAUUGUACUAAUAUACAUAAAGUAAAUAAAUAAUUCUUUAAAAAAAAA